Messenger RNA from Perognathus longimembris pacificus (Pacific pocket mouse), 641 nucleotides. RefSeq names its product protein FAM209-like. The coding region runs from base 97 to 609 and encodes 170 amino acids. NCBI's taxonomy places the organism in Eukaryota, Metazoa, Chordata, Mammalia, Rodentia, Heteromyidae. The transcript has 2 exons. The record is from RefSeq and is a predicted model, not a curated record.
UGUGACAUCACGGGCGCCCAGCAGGAGGUGCCCCGUCCCCCGGCGCCGGGCCAACAGACCCACCAUGAGCGGCCCCCCGCCCCGGCUCUGCCCACCAUGCGGACGCUGAGAUGGCUCCUGUUCCUCCCCCUCUGCCUCUCCUGCGGCUGGGCCUUCAUGUUCUCGUCGCUGAGGGACAUAGCCAAAGAACCCCAGGGGAAGGCGCCCUGCGGAGGGCACUUCCGGAUCAGACAGAACCUUCCAGAGCAUGCCCAAGGCUGGCUUGGGAGCAAAUGGCUCUGGCUUUUUUUCGUUGUUGUGCUGUAUGUGAUACUGAAGUUUCGAGGAGAUAGUGAGAAGAGUAAGGAGCAGAAUAUUACCAGCCUUCGAGGCUGUCAAUUUCGCUCGCCAUUAAAGAAAAGUCAAAAUGCUUCCCCCACCAAAGACCACGCAUUCAACACGCUAACCCAGCUCGAGAUGGACCUGGUGAAGUUCUUGUCCAGGGUGCGGAACCUGAAAGUCACCAUGGCAACUGGAAGCCCCCCCAAGCUGCAAAACCUAGAGAUGCCCCAGGACCCCCACAAUAACAUCACCAUCUACGAGAUCUGGGGGGAAGAGGAGUCCGAGUGAGUGGAUUUGGGCGUCAAAAGUAGGAGAGAAGA